Recurvomyces mirabilis is the source of this 4821-nucleotide messenger RNA. It is a transcript of the gene ARO1, whose product is annotated as 3-dehydroquinate dehydratase (3-dehydroquinase). The record is from RefSeq and is a predicted model, not a curated record. Gene Ontology annotation, cellular component: cytoplasm. Gene Ontology annotation, molecular function: 3-dehydroquinate synthase activity; 3-phosphoshikimate 1-carboxyvinyltransferase activity; shikimate kinase activity. Bases 1 to 4821 code for a protein of 1606 amino acids. Lineage: Eukaryota; Fungi; Ascomycota; Dothideomycetes; Mycosphaerellales; Teratosphaeriaceae. Gene Ontology annotation, biological process: aromatic amino acid biosynthetic process; chorismate biosynthetic process. The transcript has 2 exons.
AUGGCAGAAACCACCCAAACGUCCUCGGCGACAGUGAUAUCAAUCCUUGGCAAAGAUGCGAUAGUGGUUGACUACGGCCUCUGGAACAACUACAUAGCCACCGACCUCCUCACCAACAUCCUCUCGACCACCUACGUCCUCAUAUGCGACACUAACCUUGCCGCCUUACCUUACAUCUCCGCCUUCAGGACUCGCUUCGAGAGUACACGUGAGAGUCUGGGCAAGAGACCAGAGGAGGCACGCUUGCUGAUCUACGACCAAAUACGGCCAGAUGAGACGAGCAAGAGUCGACAGACGAAAGGUAAAGUCGAGGAUUGGUUGUUAAAGCAAGGAUGUACACGUGACACCGUCAUUCUAGCAUUAGGUGGAGGGGUGAUUGGUGAUAUGGUCGGGUUUGUGGCAGCGACGUACAUGCGUGGUGUACGCUUCUGUCAGAUUCCUACAUCUUUACUGGCAAUGGUCGACUCGUCUAUUGGUGGUAAGACGGCAAUCGAUACGCCUCUUGGGAAGAACUUGAUUGGCUCCUUCUGGCAGCCGGAGAGGGUGUAUAUCGAUCUUCAAUUUCUCGAGACGUUGGACAAGAGACAAGUAUGCAACGGAAUGGCUGAGGUGGUCAAGACGGCCGCGAUAUGGGAUGCUGAGGAGUUUGAACGACUCGAAGACGGUGCAGCUGCUAUCAUGACUGCGUUGGAUAAGCCUGUGGGCAAGGGCAGGUUCGAGGGGGUAGAGGAGGUGUUCAAGAGGAUCGUGCUUGGUUCUGCUCGCGUGAAGGCUGAGGUAGUCAGUGCGGAUGAGCGCGAAGGUGGUUUGAGAAAUCUGCUCAACUUCGGACAUAGCAUUGGACAUGCUUACGAAGCUCUCCUCACCCCGGAGAUCUUACACGGUGAGGCUGUAGCGGUGGGGAUGGUGAAAGAGGCGGAGCUUGCGAGGUAUCUUGGCAUCUUGGAUUCCGGCGCUGUGGCGCGAUUGACGAAAGUCAUUGCGUCCUAUGGCCUUCCGAUAUCGAUACAGGAUAGACUUAUCACAAACCAUACUUCGAAACAGUGCCCUGCGGACGAGCUGCUGCGUCGAAUGGCUGUCGACAAGAAGAAUGCUGGAAGUGCCAAGAAAGUGGUUUUGCUAUCUUCGAUUGGCGCUUGCCACGAGCCCAGCGCCACAAAAGUUGCAGAUAAAGAUAUCAACAUUGUUCUUUGCCCUGCCAUUCGAGUGCGCCCGGGCGUGGGUAAAGUGCGGAAGCUACCACAAGAGAUCGUGUGUAAACCCCCAGGCAGCAAAAGCAUCUCCAACCGAGUUCUGCUCCUUGCAGCGCUGGGAGAAGCCAUUGCAAAGCUGGGAGGUGCGACUUACACAUGGGAAGAUGCUGGCAGAACGCUCGCGGUGAAAGGCAAUGGUGGAGCACUUACGGCGUGCAAGGAGGAGAUAUAUAUUGGUAAUGCGGGCACCGCCUCCCGCUUUCUCACCACAGCCGUUACGCUCGCUCGACCCGCGGGCAGCGUAACAAGCACGGUCUUGAUGGGUAACAAACGUAUGCAAGAGCGACCUCAGGGUCCUCUCGUCACGGCUCUGAGAAAUAAUGGCAUGGAUAUGGAGUACCUCAAUCCUCCUCCCUCGCAAUCCCUCCCCCUCCGCAUUCGAGCUGCUGGAGGGUUAGAAGGAGGCGAGAUCGAGUUGGAGGCGAAAGUGAGUUCGCAGUACGUAAGUUCCAUACUCAUGUGUGCUCCUUACGCCAAGAAGCCGGUCACAUUGAAGUUGGUGGGUGGGAAGGUUAUUAGUCAGCCGUAUAUUGAUAUGACUUUAUCAAUGAUGGCUGCUUUCGGGAUCACAGUGCGAAGGGGGAAGACUGCGAGUGGCGAUCUGGAGGAUGUGUAUCAUGUCCCCAAAGGACGGUACUCGAAUCCUGGAAAUUAUGAGGUCGAGAGCGACGCGAGUUCUGCUACCUAUCCGCUUGCUGUUGCUGCGAUGACGGGAACAAGGGUCACGGUGCCUAACAUUGGUUCUGGAAGUCUGCAGGGCGAUGCGGAUUUUGCGACGAAGGUUCUCCGGCUUAUGGGAUGCCGGGUCCAACAAACAGAAUCCAGCACGACUGUCUCCGGACCAGAAAGUGGCAUCCUCAAGGCUCUACCAGAAGUGGACAUGGAGACUAUGACUGACGCUUUUCUGACUGCUAGUGUGCUUGCCGCUGUGGCGCAGUCGGGCAGUACAACGAGAAUCACGGGCAUUGCGAAUCAGAGGCAGAAGGAAUGCAAUCGGAUACAGGCUAUGCGUGUUGAGCUUGCGAAGUUUGGGGUCGUGUGUCGCGAACUCGAAGACGGGAUCGAGAUCGAUGGGGUGGGUAUGCGCGGGCUGAAGGCUUUGGCGGCUGGAGAGGAGGUGCACUGUCAUGACGACCAUCGCGUUGCUAUGUCCUUCUCUGUUCUCGGGCUGGUGGCGCCGAUCGGGACGGCCUUGGGUGAGAGGGAGUGUGUGGGGAAGACGUGGCCGGGAUGGUGGGACCAGUUGAGUGGUGUCUUUGGAGUGGACAUGGAGGGAUUGGACCCACCGAAUACCCACGCUUCUGGUUUCAAAGCACUUACCAACGGUCACAAUAAGACAAAUGGCUUUAACGCAUCUACUAUGGCUAAGGAGGUGAAGAAAUCCAUCUUCAUCAUAGGCAUGCGCGGUGCAGGCAAAACAACAACAGGCGGCUGGGCUUCUCGAAUCCUUGGCUGGCCUCUCAUCGAUCUGGACACUGAACUUGAACGUACAUACAACACCACCAUCCCUCAACUCCUCAAAAACAAUGACUGGGCCGGCUUCAGACAAAAGGAGGUAGACCUCCUACGAACAGUCAUGCGAGAGAGACCCGAAGGCCAUGUCUUCGCCACUGGUGGCGGGGUCGUUGAGACACCCGAGGCGCGGCAGCUGUUGGUGGAGUGGCAGAAGGAAGGAAUGGUACUGUUAGUGACGAGAGAUAUCGAGGCCGUGAUGGGGUUCUUGCAGAUUGAUAAGACGAGGCCGGCUUAUGUGGAAGACAUGAUGGGGGUGUAUCUGAGGCGGAAGCCAUGGUUCGAAGAGUGUAGUAAUCUGCAUUAUCAUAGUCAGGUCGUGGACGAGAGGAGUGCGGUUGUUGGGUGGAGGAGCCCAUUGGAUGAUUUUGGAAGGUUUCUGAAGACGAUGACUGGUCGAAGUGGUGCGCUUGAAGAGAUAAAGGCGAAGACGCAGAGCUUUUUUGUCGCACUCACGAGUCCGAAUGUUCGGGAGUUGGUACCGCUGCUUGAGGAAGUCACGGUCGGCGUUAAUGCGGUUGAGCUUCGCGUAGAUCUCCUCGUUGAUCCUAAGGCGGAAGAUGGGUUGCCAACGGACGAGUUUCUGGUCGACCAGAUUGCGCUGUUGAGAGCCAACACGACUUUACCACUCAUCUUCACCCUGCGAUCUGCGAGCCAAGGUGGACGAUGGCCAGAAGCCAAGAUCGAGCAGGCCUUGAGUCUGUAUCGUGUGGGGUUGAGGAUGGGGUUCGAUUUCGUGGAUCUGGAGCUUACUGCGCCGCAGGAGGUGAAGGAUUUCGUGUUCAAGCAUCGGAAGAUGUGUAAUAUUAUCGCCUCCCACCACGACCCGAAGAGUCAGAUGUCCUGGAGCAAUGCUGGCCAAGAUUGGAUGCAGCUGUUCGAGCAGGCGAGAAGCUAUGGUGAUAUAGUCAAGCUCGUCGGCAUUGCAAGAUCAAGCCAAGAUAAUGACGACCUCAAGACCUUCCGUCGGCAGGUCGCGACUAAGUGCCAUCGACUUCCGUUCAUCGCAAUCAACAUGGGUGACAAAGGUAAGAUGUCUCGUGUAGAGAACAGCUUCAUGACGCCCGUUUCACACCCUGCUCUUCCAUCGAAAGCAGCGCCAGGACAAGUCUCGGCAGCCGAGAUCAGGAAAGUGCUUAGUAUAGUCGGCGACAUUCCUGCAAAGAAGUUCUGGUUGUUCGGGACGCCUAUCAAACAAUCGAGAAGUCCAGCUUUGCAUAAUGAUCUCUUCGAAGCGACGGGCCUGCCGCAUGAGUACGGGCUUUGCGAGACGAAUGAGGCGAAGGAUCUGAAGAAGCUGAUACGAAACAAGGAGUUUGGUGGUGGGAGUGUGACGAUCCCUUUGAAGAGGGAUGUGAUGCCCCUUCUCGACCAGAUCGAUGAUGCAGCUGAGGUCAUUGGUGCGGUAAAUACCAUUGUCCCACAUCAGGGUGAGGGCGAGAACGUACGCCUCAUCGGUCACAACACAGAUUGGCAAGGUAUUGUGCUCUCCCUCCGCAACGCUGGCGCUGGGUCCGGCGUAGGGCCAAGAUUACAACAAGCCGCCAUGGUGGUCGGAGGAGGUGGUACGGCACGAGCGGCUAUCUAUGCGUUGAAAGAAAUGGGAUAUGCGCCGAUUUAUGUCGUAGGCAGGAACAAGGGAAAGUUGGAAGACAUGACCGCCAGUUUUUCCGAGGUAUACCGGAUCAAGAUCGUGAGCCAGGUGGAGGAGGUCAAACAACUGGGAAGCGUGCCUGUUGUGGGUGUUGGGACAAUUCCGGGUGACUCGCCAGUCGAUCCUGGCAUGAAAGACAUUCUUGACGCUAUCUUUGCGAGGUCGGCGUCUUCUGCUGAUGCGACAAACGGGGCGGCGAAAUCGACGUCCAAAGUUCUGGUCGAGAUGGCUUAUAAGCCGUCUGUUACUGCUCUGAUGAGCCUCGCAGAGCAGAGCGGUUGGGUCACUGUGCCUGGUCUUGAGGCGCUGGUGGGUCAGGGAGUGCAUCAGUUCAGGUUGUGGACGGGUAUCGUACCUGUUUAUGCUAAGGCGCGGGCCGCCGUUAUGGGAACGCCAGCGUAG